Xyrauchen texanus (razorback sucker) is the source of this 4819-nucleotide messenger RNA. Its product is annotated as cyclic AMP-responsive element-binding protein 3-like protein 3-B. Gene Ontology annotation, biological process: regulation of transcription by RNA polymerase II. The record is from RefSeq and is a predicted model, not a curated record. Lineage: Eukaryota; Metazoa; Chordata; Actinopteri; Cypriniformes; Catostomidae. Gene Ontology annotation, cellular component: nucleus. Gene Ontology annotation, molecular function: RNA polymerase II cis-regulatory region sequence-specific DNA binding; DNA-binding transcription factor activity, RNA polymerase II-specific. The transcript is spliced from 10 exons. Bases 111 to 1415 code for a protein of 434 amino acids.
GAGAAUUACCAUGAAGACCGCACAGCACUGACAUACUCCACAUUUCUCUCUGGAUUUAUUCAUUUCGACUAUUUCCUUGUAUUGCUGUAGAAAAUUAUAGCGCCUGGAAUAUGGCACUUCUCUCAGACAAGGCUUAUGCUGGGUUUGAACUCUUAGAUCUUCUCCUUGAGCAGCCCCAGAAGUCUUUUCACAUGGAUGGUAAUGGUGACCAUGGCAACCCCACCUGGUCAAUCACAGAUCAAAGAGAGACUGUGUGGCAUGGUCUAGGUGUUGUUGAUAACUUCCUGGACUCCCUACUACGUACAUCAGAAUGUGUGUCGAAUCCCUGCUCACCUCUGUGGGUCUCGUCCCCUUGUGACAGUGGAAUCAGUGACGACACCCCAUCAGAUCACCAGCACAGCCCCCCGCUGCCCGACAGCCCACUUUUCGACUCCGUCUUCCUCCCUCACCAUCCUCAUCUUCAUCCUCAGGGUAUUCCUCAACAGAUAGAGGAGCACGGUGUACCUCCUGCAAACACAGAGCCUGAUUUCUCCAUUGAUCUGGCUGAUUGGGAGGGAUGCCUACUCUCGGAUGGUCUGACAGACUCUGAGUGUAUGUCAACUGUGCAGAGAGUUCAACCAACUUCAGUUUACCAGCUCACCGUUAAAGACCUGCUUCUCUCCAGUAAGGGAGAACCGUCAAAACCAUCCGCCCAGCAAUCGCAGCAGAAUCUGGUUCUAAGUGAAGAUGAAAAGAAACUUUUAGCCAAAGAAGGUGUCAGUCUCCCCAGCCAGCUGCCUCUUAACAAGUAUGAAGAGAAGAUGUUGAAGAAAAUUCAGAGGAAAAUCCGUAACAAGCAGUCAGCGCAGGAAAGUCGGAAGAAAAAAAAGGAAUACGUCGAUGGAUUGGAGGACAGGAUGGCUGCCUGCAGCACCCAUAAUCUGGAAUUACAGAGGAAAGUCCUAAAGCUGGAAAAGACCAACAUGACUCUGAUGGAGCAGCUGCGUAGUCUGCAGUCUCUGGUGAUGAACAGCUCCAGUAAACUUGCUCAAACUGGCACCUGCAUCCUGGUGCUGGUCCUCUCUUUCUCUCUCAUUCUGAUCCCAAGCCUCCAGCCCAUCUCCCACAGGAGAGCCACUGACCAUGCGGACUUCAGCACUGCCAAAGUUCAGUCAAGGUCACUGCGAUCUGUGAUGGAGGUGUACAGCAUGCAGGCCGGCUUCUCUGUGGAAAGGGAUGCUGACAUGUCCUCUUCCCUUCGUGCAAAACUUCGGCUCAGACCUGAGUAUGCCGACAUGGACCUCCUGCUUAACAACCAUAGCCACGGAGACCACGAGCAUCACAACGGCGACCCCAUAGCAGGUCACGCAGCCACACUGAACUGGAUAACGCACCCAGAGAAAGGACUGCAUCAUCAUAAAGACAGGAAGGAAUAGGCGGGAUUGACUAUCGGCAAAAGGCUGGUCAUGUUGCAACUUAUUCUGGCCAAGAACUGCCCACUUAAACAGGACGAGACUGUCUGACCGACAUGUAAAGUGACCAGUCACAGUUCAUUUUGUUUUAUGCUUUUUAGGGGCGGGUUUAUCUGGAAUAGAUUAUACCACAAUAAAAGACUGGCGUGUAAAAAGGAAUAAUUCAAACAAUGGCGCAGCAGUCUCCCCAUAAUGUUACAGAGAACGCUGAAAAAAAUAGCAGAAAAUAUGCGUAGACCUGGUGGUCAGAAAUCAUGUCCUUUAAAAGUACUGAUUAUUUUGCAGCCAUUAUUCAGAAAAAAACUCAGUUUUGCCUCUAAAGCCAAAUUUAUGCAAUGGAAGAAGUCAAACUUUCUUUCUCCUGAAAAAACUAGAGGCAAAAUAAUUUGAAUAUGUGUGGUGUUGUUGUGGAAAUAAAUAAAGAACAUGACUUCCAAACUGCACCAACAAUUCGUUUUAACCAAUCAUCAAUGCUCUUCCACUAGCCAAGUUCUCCACGGUCAAGAUUUUCAAGAAUGUGGGCGAACAGCAAAACGAACCUUAGCGCAACAAAAAACAUGUUUCAUUGUUCGCCAAGUAAGUACAAAUUAGUUUUAACUUGACAAGCUUUGGUAAAUCCAAUGAUUAAGUGGCCAUUGUAUCACUCUAGUAGCCAAUUUUUAAACAGUUUAGUUUUGAGGCAGACUGAUAAAAACAAUUAAAAAAAAACCCUGUGCACUUUAGUUCUGGAAGUUGGGUAAGCCCAGCCAAUGGGUUCAGAGCUUGCUGUUUUGUGUGCAAAAUGCAUGUGACGGUAAGUGAACAGACUUCGAGCGGGCGGCAGGCGUGCGAUCUGAGGGUGAGACUAGCAAACAGAUGUAUCAACAAGGUUGCGCCAAAUCUUAGAUGGAUUUUGGCCUGCGUUUUAAGCCUUAGGGAAGAGAUUAAUCAUUCAGAAUUGGCCCAACGCUGUACAUCGCAACAAGAGGAAAAUUCCUGCCAAGCAUUUUGCUGGUCACUCUGCCAAGAUCACUUUUGCCUCAGCUGUUUGAUGAUCUCGUUUGAUGAAUAGACAGCAAAUCUCAUUUGUGGAAAAUCAAGCAACUGCAUGUAGCCACAGCAACUCUGGUCACUAAAUGUUAGCUCUUGCAUUUGCCAAACCCAAUAUUCAGUUCUCAGUCUCAGCAUAGACAACCCGAUCAGACCAAUUUCAGCUCAUAUAUGAGGUCCAACAUGUCCUCGCAAAAACUUCAUGUUGCAGAUCCUUUUGUGUUAAUACUGCAAUAAACUUGACUCGAGAGGUCUCUGAAUUAGUGUUUGAUUGUAAUCGUAUUCUAUAACUCAUUCUGUUCAGUGCGCAGAACUCUCUAAAGCACUGUGACUCACGGUCAAGCAUGGUUCUUGAAUUCUAAACAACGAUUUUUGUGUCUCCAUACAGUAGAUUCACGAUCUGAUCUGAUUAUUAUUUACAACAAGUGGCUGCCAACUAUUUAUGGUUGCAUAAAUAACCAGAAAAGAAAGCUGCAGUUUGUUCUCAGAGGCAUUUAAUCACUCUCAAGCUGUUGCUUGAAAAUGGAAAUAUCUGUAUAAUUGGACCCGUGGAGUUACUGCACACGUUGACACUGUAAAAUCAACAAUGGUAAAGGGCAUUUGUUGGUGUCAGUUUGUUAAAAAGCACCACUGCCUUUGCUCCAACGUGCAUGCAUGUUUCAAGUGCAGAAAUGCAUUUUUUAUAAGCUUUAGAGGUGAAGAUGAGGGCAGCAAGGAAUAACAAUUACCCCUGUUUCCGCCAGCUCAGGAGGUCAGUCCUUCUGCAUCGAAACAAAGCACCACCGGCUUUCAGUCUACUUGGGUUCUACAAAAUGCAGUGUAACCUUGAUGAACAUCUCUUCAUCCCUGCGGGUUUCUUUAAGUUGUUAUUUAUCAACUAGUUAUACCUUUGACAUUUUGAAAAGCAUAAUUGAAACGAAAUGCAUUUACUUAAUUACUGUACUUAAGUACACCUUUUGAGUAACAGUACUUUACUUGAGUAUUAUUUUUUCUGGAAACUGGUGACUAUAACUUCACUACAUUUGAAAAACAAAUAUCGUACUUUUCACUCCACUACAAUUCUAUCAAGUUCCUUGAGUUGAAAGUCGUCACUAUGUAGCAGCUUUGAAAAUCUUACAUUUACAUAUCUUGAAAUUAUCUGAGAUCUGAAAGUUUCAGUAUGAAGUAUGGUCGGUCAAAUUAUUUUGUAUGGAUUUCCCCACCUUGUGGAUACACCGCUAUCGCAUGGGUAAGGAUCAACAAGUUAGUUAGCAUGCAAAAGCAUGAAUUCCAAUGUAAAUGAGCUUAAGAGUUAAAUAAGUUAAUAUCUUGUAAUUUUAUAGUUUUUAUCUUUGUUGUUGUUACCUUGCAUAAUUACUACAGUCAUGUGUAGAGCUGCACGAUUAAAUCACGAUCUCGAUUCAAACACCCACUCGAUCUCUUUCCUAAAUGAUAACGAUUCGCCUGUCUAUAAAACCUUUGCCAAAAAUCAUUCCGGAACAUUCAAAUCUGCGUUGGUGCUGCCGCUGAGCCAGAGAGAGCAUUUAUCAUAUAUAGGUAUGAAACCUAUACCUUCAUAAACAGUCUUUUCUAGUCCUGGACUUACAGCCAAAGUGCACGGUCAUGUCUGUAUUUACAGCAAUUUCACCAUCCGCUUGAUUUUAAUGUGCAUGAAUGUAUACACAUAGAUGUGUGCACACCGCCAGAGCUGUGUGAGAACACUACCAUGCUGCUGCUUUUGUGGGGGUGGGUAGGAGUGUUAAAUAAAAACAAUUAAGAUGAUUAUGGCUGUCUUUUUUGUCAAUUCAGUUGAUUCAUUUCUAUAGCUAGUCAGUGUAUUCAGUAGGUUGCUUCAGAGGCAUAAGGUAUUGUAAGUAUUACAUACAACAAUGCAACUAUAAUAAAACAAUGCAUUGACAUAAAAAAGGAAAUUUACUUUUGAUACUUAAGUACUUUUAAAACCAAGUACUUCUGUACUUUUACUUAAGUAAAAAUCUAUCUUUACAACUUUCACUUGUAAUGGAGUAAUAUUUGACCAGUAGUAUCUAUACUUUCACUCAAGUAAUGGAGUUGUGUACUUUGUCCACCUCUGAUUGAGUAUAUAUAAUUUUACUAAGGAAUAGCUCUGAAAAACCCCCAUAGCUAAUUUUUCAGGGGUUCAGAAAGAGUUGAGAACAGGGUUUUUUUUCUCAAGGUAAAUGGCUUUAGAAGAAUCUCAAAAAGAUAGAAGAUGCUAAGCCACUUCAAUAUUUUGUAUUUAUUGUUUUCUGAAUGUCGAUUCAUUUCAGUUGUAAAUAAAUUACCUCUGGUAUUGUGUGUAAAUGCUGUGUGGGUACUGCUUCAUACCAGUCGUGGUAAAA